GAGCUAUUAAAGGACAAAGAACUUUUACAAAAAUAUGGUUCUGAGAAGUUUGACAUAACUCCACCAGAAAAGAAGAAGAGAGAAAAGAAAGAAAAGAAAGUAGAAGAAGAGAAGAAAGAACCUGAACCAGAGAAGAAGAAAUUUGACAUGUAA
Trichomonas vaginalis G3 is the source of this 153-nucleotide messenger RNA. RefSeq lists its product as uncharacterized. The record is from RefSeq and is a predicted model, not a curated record. The annotation marks the transcript as partial. Lineage: Eukaryota; Parabasalia; Trichomonadida; Trichomonadidae. The transcript has a single exon.